Molecule: messenger RNA, 2717 nt
Organism: Oncorhynchus keta (chum salmon)
Lineage: Eukaryota; Metazoa; Chordata; Actinopteri; Salmoniformes; Salmonidae
Product: ras-related protein M-Ras-like
Exons: 6
Coding region: 366-992 (208 amino acids)
Biological process (GO): signal transduction
Cellular component (GO): plasma membrane
Molecular function (GO): GTP binding; GTPase activity; GDP binding
Source: RefSeq, a predicted model, not a curated record
AUUUUGGGUUAAGAACAAAAAAAGUAUAUUCUUGAGAAGGCUUAAAGUAUUUUACAUGUAGACUACAUUUUUAUUUCAGUCAUGACAUGAUGAAGAAGGAAAACAUUUUUAACCAACAAGUGUCCACCCCUAUGAGGCCGUUCUAUUUUUAGUAUCAGCUGUUGCAAUAUAAAGAUUUGCUACAUAGCGGAUUGCAUCGCGGUUAUGUGAGGCGCAUUCCGGUCACGAAGGUAAAAUGAUGGCAAUGAUUUGAGGUAACGGACAGAGAGAGGGAUGAGGAAUAUUUGUGCGUGAAGUGGUUGCUGGAGCGUUCUUUCACGGCAACGGAUAUCAUAUAAUAUUGGUAUAGCCAGCCGCCUGUCGCCAUGGCAACCAGCAGCGCGGUGCCUAGCGACAACCUCCUCACGUACAAGCUGGUGGUGGUGGGGGAUGGUGGAGUGGGGAAGAGCGCGCUCACCAUCCAGUUCUUUCAGAAGAUCUUUGUGUCUGACUAUGACCCCACCAUUGAGGACUCCUACCUGAAACACACAGAGAUAGAUGGACAGUGGGCCAUCCUGGACGUGCUGGAUACAGCAGGCCAAGAGGAGUUCAGUGCUAUGAGGGAGCAGUACAUGAGGACUGGGGAUGGCUUCCUCAUAGUGUUCUCUGUGACAGACAAGGCCAGCUUUGAACAUGUGGACCGCUUCCACCAGCUCAUCCUCAGGGUCAAAGACAGGGAGGCCUUCCCCAUGGUGCUGGUGGCCAAUAAGGUGGACUUGGUUCACCUCCGCAAAAUCACCAGCGACCAGGGGCAGGAAAUGGCUGCCAAACACAAUAUCACGUACAUUGAGACAAGUGCCAAGGAUCCCCCUAUGAAUGUGGACAAGGCGUUUCAUGAACUAGUCAGGGUUAUAAGGCAGCAGAUCCCAGAGAGGAGCCUGAAGAAGAAGAAGAAGAAGUGGCGAGGAGAACGAUCUACGGGUUCUCACAAAGUCCACUGUGUCAUCUUGUGAUGGUGUCGCCUCUGCUAGCAAUGAUAUUAGAGAGAACUGCGGACUGGCAGUAACCAACAACUGGAGGGGGAAUUGGGGGAGAUAAGGAACUGACUGUUGACUGUUACGGUGUCAAAGAAAAUCCCUCACUCCAAGGCAUGGCCAAGUGGGGUCUUACAGGGGCAUCAUUGUCUGCCCGCUUCCCCUAAUUGGUCAGAAAAAAGCACUCCCGGAAGAGCUCCUUAUGAACUGACUGAUUUCCAGACAGUGCAGUGAUGAUGCUCUCCAUGGAAGUGGAGGUGGACAUCAAGGUAUUCUCCUGGGUGGGGAGAUGUGACGUUAGAUGUUGUUAGGGACCUAUGAACUGAUUGUGUUGUGUUGUGGUUGUAAGUUCUCCAUGGUGUUGAAUGUUAAAUUCUGAAAUGAUAAAGAGGACGAUUAUGAAGUAUAUUCUAUCUGCACUAGCCACAGGCAUAAGAGGAUUUGGCUUUGGGGUCCUGAAGAGAAGUGGGAGGAUGUGGCUGUUAGUACUUUUUAUUUACAUUUUUCUGGUGGGGAAUCUGGCUUUAGGGGAUCAGUUACUCCAAGCAACAAUAUGUUAGAUUUCUCUGUCUGAUAGGGAGUAUUUAAUACCUAUGAAAUGGCUUGUACUGUUAAAGCACUAAACAAAAAAAACUUUGGGGCUUGUUCAUCUGGGGUGUAUUCAUAACGCCAAUUCUGUUGCAAACUCCAAACGGAAAACCUUUGCACGAAAACUAGACUUUCUAUUGGACAAAUUCAGGUAGGUCCCUCCCUGUUUUGUUCAGUUUACUUGUUUUGGUUCUUAAAUGGUAAAUUAUUUCAAUUGAAAAAUGUAAUGAAUACACCCCUGGUUAGAAAUUUGCCCUUGAAUGAAGUACCUUUGCACUUUGAAUAGAUUUUGACUUUCAUAUCUGCAUGUGUGGAAAAAUUGCAAAUGAUGAAAGGGAAGACGUAAUAGAAAUGGACUCAAUGUGGAAAAACUGAGCUUAACAUAAUUAUGUCAAUACCAUGUAGCUCAUUUGCUUGUCUCAUGUCGGUUGGACAGAACAGUUUAUACCAGUGGAGGCUGCUGAGGGGAGGACGGCUCAUAAUAAUGGCUGGAACGAUGCAUAUGGAAUGGCAUCAAACACACUGAAACCAUGUAUUUAAUACUAUGCCGUUCCAGCCAUUACAACAUGCCUGUUCUCCCCAAUUAAGGUGCCACCAACCUCCUGUGUUUUAUGCUCUCAGCCCUGGGUUGUGUUCAGUAGGGCACACUGUAGAAAAACAGUUUGCAAUGGAAAACUAAAAUUGACAUUUCUUAUUGAAGUCUAAGUAAUCAAUCCACGUUUCAGUACAUUUUCAUCUGGUACCUACUGAACAUAAUCCUGGAGUGAUCCUGCUGUACUUCACCCAGAGGUACAGUGAAAGUUCCACUUCCCAGGGUAUGAAGCAACAGACAUGGUGUCUUUGGCAGUAUUUUACAAAAAAAGAGGUCUGAAGAAAUCAAUGAUAUUGUAUCAAGUAUGUUUGAUACUUUUUUAUUAUUGAUCUGAAUUUCUUGUGUUUUUAAAAAAUAAUUAAUAAUUUAUUACUGUACCUGUUACCUCAACAUGAUGUAUUAUAACUGGCUGUGUCUGACUGAGCUAGAGGAAGAUGAGGCACAAAACAAUGGCCACUGCCUUUCUAUCUGGCUUCCUUCAGGGUUUCAAUAAUGAAUAAAGAAAAACAGUAUUGUGAAUUCAA